AUGUCUCUUCCAUUUUCCGGAAAGGAUAUUGCCGAUGAGUUGCAGAAUACGCUUUCUCAGUUCUGUAGUUUUGAUUCAUCCCGCCAGGUUGCACGUGUUCAUGACGGCCAUGAUGCAAAUGCUUUACUUGAGCAGAUUUUGAAGAUUGCCAAAGAUAACGGUAUGGAACAACAAGCCGUUUUUAAUGAAAUCAUGGAACUUGUUUCAACUGCUCUGUUAAGAGGAAAUAUUAGAGAAGACCAGAUUGAGAAAACCGCUCCAGAUGGAAAAAGAAGGAUUAAAGCGUUCAUCAAGAAAUGGGGAUUCUAUACAAGAAAGAAUGCUAAAGAGAAGAGUAUUCUUCGCCCGAAUACAUUGACAUUUUCUCGAAUGAUAUUAUUGUUUCCUCAUAUAGCUAGUGUGAUCUUAGUUUCUUAUCCUGCCAAAUUUAGAAACAGAUUUCCUGAUACUUCAACCAGAUAUCCAGCCCAGACUUCAAGCUUCCAAUAG
Papaver somniferum (opium poppy) is the source of this 489-nucleotide messenger RNA. RefSeq lists its product as uncharacterized. Gene Ontology annotation, molecular function: RNA binding. The record is from RefSeq and is a predicted model, not a curated record. NCBI's taxonomy places the organism in Eukaryota, Viridiplantae, Streptophyta, Magnoliopsida, Ranunculales, Papaveraceae. Bases 1 to 489 code for a protein of 162 amino acids. The transcript has a single exon.